Theileria orientalis strain Shintoku is the source of this 1200-nucleotide messenger RNA. RefSeq names its product acid phosphatase. The coding region runs from base 1 to 1200 and encodes 399 amino acids. Lineage: Eukaryota; Apicomplexa; Aconoidasida; Piroplasmida; Theileriidae. The transcript is spliced from 2 exons. The record is from RefSeq and is a predicted model, not a curated record. Gene Ontology annotation, molecular function: ferric iron binding; ferrous iron binding; acid phosphatase activity.
AUGAAGAUCGGAACCAUGUGUAACGCCGGAUUCAUAGCAUAUUCGGCAGUGUCGAUACUAUUAUAUUCCGGAUUCGCAAACGCAAGCUUGCGCUUUGUGUCCUUAGGAAACUGGGGAACCGGAAAUAAAACACAGCGAGCCGUGGCGGAAAAAUUAAAAGAAUACGUGAAAAACGAUAGAGUAACGUACCUAGUGUCACCAGGGUCGAAUUUUGACAACGGAGUCAGCGGACUCAACGACGAUAAGUGGUCAAAGGUGUUUGAAUCGGUAUACUACGACGAGUCGGGAGCAAUGGACGUCCCGAUGUUCACGGUCCUGGGCUCUGAGGACUGGCAGGGAGACUACACAGCGCAGUACGAGCACUACCAGCAGUUCUUUUCAGACAACAACGUCACGACUUUAGACCAGAAAAAAGGCACAGAGACCUCAAAUAAGUCACCAAGGUUAAUCAUGCCAAAUUGGUGGUACCACUUCUUCACGAGCUUUUCAACAAACGCAUCCGUUUCCCUGUUGAAGAGUGGACACAAGGACAUGAGUGUAGGAUUCGUUUUCGUGGACACCUGGAUCCUGUCAAACCAGUUCCCAUACAAAGAUGUGUCGAGCCAAGCAUGGGAAGAGUUGAAGAAAACGCUAGAAAUAGCACCCAAAGUUGUAGAUUACAUUGUGGUAGUAGGAGAUAAGCCAGUGCUGUCGUCAGGAAGCUCGAAGGGCGAUACUUACCUGUCAUACAAGCUCCUCCCCCUGCUGAAGCAGGCGCAAGUAGACGCAUACCUGGCAGGAUAUGACGCAGACAUGGAGCUUUUGGACUACGAAGGAGUUACCCUAGCAGUGGUGGGCUCGAGCGGAAGCAAGGGAAGAAAGGCAGUGGUCAAAUCACCCAACUCAGUGUUCUACUCAGAGGCGCCAGGCUUCCUAGUCCACGAGUUGUCAGCAAGAGAAUUCACAACGAAGUUUGUAAACGGAGUCACGGGAGAAGUGCUGUACACACAUACACAGCCGAAGAAAAACAGAAGGCAGCGUCAGCACGGAAGUGAGCUGAAACUGAUAAAUAAGUUACCAGAAGUGGUGUUCCACCCAGUUGGCCAAAUGGGAGUGGUUUCCUACUCCGACGCGUUCACAAAAAUUAUCGGUACUCUAGGUUUAAUAAUACUAGCGGCGCAUCUGACCCUUACAUUCGGAACCACGUUGGCAAAGGCUUAG